This is a messenger RNA of Vanrija pseudolonga, 786 nucleotides long. Its product is annotated as putative phosphatase. The record is from RefSeq and is a predicted model, not a curated record. Gene Ontology annotation, molecular function: fructose-2,6-bisphosphate 2-phosphatase activity. The transcript has 10 exons. NCBI's taxonomy places the organism in Eukaryota, Fungi, Basidiomycota, Tremellomycetes, Trichosporonales, Trichosporonaceae. Gene Ontology annotation, cellular component: cytosol. Gene Ontology annotation, biological process: negative regulation of glycolytic process; regulation of pentose-phosphate shunt. Bases 1 to 786 code for a protein of 261 amino acids.
AUGAUCACCAUCACCAUUGUCCGCCACGGCGAAUCAACUGACAACGUCCGCGCCGUGUGGGCCGGCUGGCAGGACGCUCCGCUGUCAAAUCAUGCCAAGGCGCUGGGAGCGUCGCUGGCUACGACUGAGAUCAGCGCAAUCUACGCCUCUCCUCUGAAGCGCGCUCUCUGGACUGCCCAGCAGAUUGAGGAGCAGAACGAGACCAUCCCGAAGCCGACGCUCACCGAGUCCCCCUUGUUGAGGGAGCAGCACUUUGGCGUUGCCGAGGGCAAGCCUUUCGGAACAGAAAACGGCCGCUACACUCGCAUGCCUGGGCGUGACUUCAAGUUCCCCGAGGGCGAGACCCUCAACGACGUCCGCAAGCGUGCCAACGAGGCAAUCGCCGCGUUUGUCGAGCCUGCUCUGAAGGAGAGCCAGGGACAGCUCCCGAGCUCGAAGCACCUCGUGUUUGUCGCCCACGGCAUCUUCAACCACGAGUUCAUCAGUGCCAUCAUGGCGCGUCGCCCCGAGGGCAUCAACGCCUGGGAGUACCGAGGAAUGACCAACACUGGUUGGACGCGCCUUGAAGUCGGCUACGAGGGAGAAGUCUCGGGACAAGCAACCUCGCCUGCGAUCCAGCCCGAGUACUUCAACGGCCUGCCGCCGUUCAACGCCAAGAUCCUCGUGACCGAUGUUACCUCGCACCUGGAUAACGUCCACCGUCAAAAGGGCGGCAUUGGCUCUGCCGCGCACGACCAGAAGCAGAGCGAUAUCCGUAAAUUCUUCAGCGGUGCUGGCGAUGAGUGA